AUAUUUUCCAAUAAAUUAAAACAUUUAAUUUAUAACUCGACAAUCCAAAAUCAUUUAAUAAUUACAUAUCGGAGUUUAUACAAACAAUACAGAAGCCUUAUAAAUAAAUCAAACAUUAAAUUCCUGCAUCCGUACAUCUCCUCCGUCAUGCUGCCCUCCGGAAUCAACCUUUCACAAGCACCUACGUGUAACAAAGGGAAAAAGGCGCUACACGCUCAGCAAUGAAGCUGAGUGAGAAAUAUCUAACAGUUCGAACAUAAACAUAGGCGAAUCCACUAAUUCACAAUUAUCUCAUGAUAUCAUGCACGCAACAUGCUUGGCAACAAUCACACGACAUACAAGAUAUAACAUGCGUAAUCAACAUCAUAACAGUUCAUAAGAUACAACAACAUCGGUAUAUGCAUUAGGAACUUUCCUUUUUAAUUUACUUUACUUCCUCAUCUUACUUGGCUCUUAACCUAUACUAGGUUAAAGCUUAACUGAAUUCAACUUGCCUAUGGAGUCAUGACCUUCCCCUUCGGAACGAAGGUCAAGCUCAAACCAACUCAGGAGUUCCUCGUUGGGUGGGUGAGAUCCCUGUCCCCUUCGGAACGACAGUUCUUAGAUCCCCGUGUACACGUUUUUACCCGAACAAACAUUGGACCCAGCAGGUACCACAUGGCUCUAACUAACUAUACUUAUGGCAUACAUUGCCACUAUUCCAUUCAGGUCAUUUCCUAGAGUUCUUCUAGGUGAUGUAUCCAACAUUCAUUAAUCAAUACAUAAUACAACAUCCAUGAAUCCACAAUUCAUUUAACAAGAUAUCCAACACAAUCAAAUAGCGGUCUAACACUGGGAAUACACACCCAUGUUUACCGUCAUGCAACACACAAAGUCUCGGAAUCAAUCCUUGACGAAAACACAGAUCGACAGACCCAGCACUAGGUACCAGACGGUACCCGUCACGGUACAGGGUACCGUCCAUACGGUACUUGGGUACCGAUCCUACGGUACCAGGGGUUCCGUCCGAUCCAUCUGGGCUCUUCCGGUAGGAUUGUCACGGUAGCCGACUACCGACUAGGCGGUAGGGCCUACCGUCCGUCCGGUACCUAGGUACCGAGCGGUUACAGCUACCGGCAAAGGGAAAUGGAACAACAGAGUGUGACGGUAGCACGGUACCGUCCUGGCGGUACCGCCUAACGUCUGACGCGACAAAUCCAUAUUCAUACCUGUUUCGUUUUCAGCAUCGACCAUCAGAAAUCUCAUAACGACAAACACCAAUAGGUUCAUAUUAACAUUCUAAACAUUAUCAAGCACAUUAAUUCAUCAAUUAAUGCCUAAAUCAUGCAUACUACCCUCUUGGUUUAACGACAACAAUUCCCAAACCACAAUCAACAAUUAUACAGAUAAAUCACACAAAUCAACCACGAUAACAAUUAUGAACGGAAUUUCAAACCUAGAUGCAUAUUCUAGUGUUAGAUGUCCACGUACUCACCUCGAUUCAUUCCGAUUCAAUUUGAAAGAACGUCUUUCGAAAUCCACUGUCUGAACAGAUCUGCCCCGCUGCCCGAACAGGUACUGCUGUCCCAGUUACCAACACUGUGCGGACUGGCUGGAACAAGGAGGGAGAUCGCUGGAGUUGUUGGAGUCCGUUCGCCGGACACCGUCGUAGAUGGCUGGUCAAUUCACUACUCGAGCUUAUAGGGUCGCGCCUGGCUUCACUGCUGCUGCCUGGACCAAAUUGUCACUGUCGCCAGUGUUGCAGGGUCGUUGCCUUCCUCGCCAAUCGCCGCCGGUCUGCCACUGCACCGCGGUCGGCAUCGCUGAAUCAACGAAGGGGGAACUCCUGUUCGCCGUCAAUUGGGUCGCUGCGCCACUGAGCCGAGGAAGCUGCCAGAAAUCGAGAGAGGGAGAGAGAGAAUCCUCUCGUGCUGGCGCGCUGGCGCUGAUCGGAGAAGAAGGGACGGCGAUGGGGGUCUGCGGUUGGCGGCCUUGAAUCGGGAACGAAGAAGAAUAAGGAGGCGGAGACCUUCUGUACGCGUGAAAAGUAAAUAUAUAUGUCUAGGGUUUUGUACUCCAUAAUUUAAAAUAACGUGUCUGAGUAAAGACACACUUUUUGGGCCAACUUGCUCCGAAUUGAGAUCCGUUAGCGUCGUUGGAUUCGAUUCGUCAAUCCUUACCCAACGGUAUAACUUUUAUGAUCAGACGACAAACAUUUAUUAGUUCCACCUAGUCCGUCUUAAUAUUUCCAAUUAAUUAGUUACCGAUCAGUCUUUUAAUUUAAAUCUUUACAAUUAUAAUCAAAUUAGUUUCAUUAU
Messenger RNA from Cuscuta campestris, 2297 nucleotides. NCBI's taxonomy places the organism in Eukaryota, Viridiplantae, Streptophyta, Magnoliopsida, Solanales, Convolvulaceae. The record is from the annotation of a GenBank genome assembly.